UGUUGUUUUUGCUCCUGUCCGUAGAGAUGUGUAUAAGAGAGAGGGAGGAGAGAGAGAGAGAUUAUAGAAUCGAGUGAAUGCUGUUAUGUAGUAACUGGCAGCAUUUGUUUGCUGGCAGACUGUGUUGGAUACAAAUUUCAUUUUAAACGGAAUUACUGCAGCGAAUACGCAAUUUGACGAACAAGAUGGGAUCAACGUUGAUUAAACAGAGGUAAAGUGACCUUUAUUUCUCUAUAUACUCAUGGCAAAUUUGAUUAAUUAUCGAGAAAACAACGCCGCGAUGUUGAUGGUAGAGGCACACCAGCGCGCUAGUAUUAUUGGGUCGAAAACAACAACAACAACAAGCGGCGGAGGAGCGUCCCCAGCGAGGGAACCCACUUCAUCUUUAAUUCAUAUUAACACCGCGCAUUUUCAGCAACACUCACCUCUCGCCCUCCACCACCACAACCUACAAACGCACCAACAACCACACCAACACUACGCCGAGGAAAACAACGCGGACGAGUUGCUGAGAAAAUCAUCCUCUACUACUUUAUCCCGGGUGCACGAGGAAGCUGCUGUAAAUACUAGCAUUACCGGUACUACGACUACAACGACUACCACUAGCAACAGUGAGGGGAGUGAUGAUGUACGGAAAUGCGGCUACUUGAGAAAGCAAAAACACGGUCACAAGAGAUUCUUUGUGCUUCGGGAACCAAGCCAGCUGGGUCCUUCCCGGCUGGAGUACUAUGACAGUGAAAAGAAAUUUCGAAAUUGCACCCGGUCUGCCUCUUGCCCCCCUAAGAGAGUGAUUCCUCUGUACCAGUGCUUUACUGUAAACAGGCGGGCCGAUGCCAAGAAUAAAUACCUCAUUGCUCUGUAUACUAAAGAUGAGUGUUUUGCUGUGGUCGCUGAGAAUGAGCAUGAACAGGAAAGCUGGUACCUGGCAAUAAGUGACUUAAUGAAUGAAGGGAAAAAGGGGGGGCUGGAUUCAGAUGAGCUGGACGACGGCUACGGCACCGUCACACCUGGUACUGUAUUUAAAGAAGUGUGGCAGGUGAAUGUGAAGCCUAAGGGACUGGGGCACACUAAAAACCUGACUGGAGUGUACAGGCUGUGUCUCUCCAGCAAGACCAUUCACUUGGUUAAGCUUAACUCUGACACCCCCUGUGUGAACUUGCAGCUGAUGAACAUCAGGCGGUGUGGGCAUUCUGAGAGCUUCUUCUUCAUUGAGGUGGGUCGCUCUUCCUCCAUUGGGCCCGGGGAGAUCUGGAUGCAGGUGGAUGACUCUGUGGUGGCACAGAACAUGCAUGAGACCAUCCUGGAAACCAUGAAAGCCCUCAAAGCUUUUGCUGAGUUCAGGCCAAGGAGUAAAAGCCAGUCCUCCGGCAGCAACCCCAUUGCUUUCAUUACCACCCGCCGGCACCUAGGCAACCUUCCCCCCAGCCAGACCGGAUUGCAGAGGCGGGCCAGGACGGAGAGCAUGGCUGGCACACCCCCUACAAGCAAAAGUGGGGGCUACCGCUUCCGGACCUCCAGCGAAGGGGAGGGCACCAUGGCCAGGCCUUUUAGGUCUGUUACUGGGAGCUUAAUCCACCUGAACACUGCCAGGAUAAACCUUGGCAAGCAGGAGGGCAGCGGGAGGUACGUUAAGGCGCCCCCUGGAUCCGCCUACCACACGCGCUCAGCCUCCCUGCCAGUGUCGCACUUUCCCUCUACCACCAGCCCUGUCAGCGUUUCUUCAAGCAGUGGCCAUGGAUCAGCUUCUGACACCCUGACCCGCCCCUCCAGUGCCUCUAUAUGUGGAUCUCCAAGUGACGGGGGGUUUAAUUCUUCUGACGAGUACGGCUCCAGCCCUGGGGAUUUCCGAUAUUUCAGGGUUAGAAGCAACACCCCCGAUUCCCUGGGGAACACCCCACCAAUCCGGGAGGAAAACUGCUUGAGUGAGUACAUGUCUAUGGAUAAGCACACCAAUGGGAUGAGCAGCUGCUGUUACAGUAGCCAGGACGAUGGCUUGAGGGAUGAGUACAUUGAUGCUGAGAAAUGCUUCAGGAAAAGGACUCACUCGUUCACCAAGCCGGGUGCCGUCACAGUGUACCAGAAAAUGGCACAGACUACCUCCUCACUGGAUGAACCCGGUGCAGAUGCCAACCCCUUGGGCAGCCACGGCCAUCUGUCAUACUCCGCCUCCCCUAAAUCCAGCUACCUCUAUCCAGAGGAUUACUGUGAAGCUAAGCUUCCCUCACCUUCCAUCACCCAGCGGCAGGGUGCAACUAAGGACGAUGGCUACAUGCCAAUGAUGCCUGGAGUGGCCCCGUCCUGCCAAGCAGAUUAUAUGCCUAUGCAUCCUAAAAACACGGCCCCCAAACAGAUCGUCCACCCCAGGGCUGCACCUCAUGUGGACUCCAGGGGCUAUAUGAUGAUGCAGCCCAGUGUAAGUUGCUCACCUGUGCAAAACUGCUCCAGGGGCAGCAGUGACCGGUUGCUCAAUGGCGAGUAUGUGGAUAUGUCCCAGAGCAACAGCACCCGAUGCAAGCUGUCCAGUGACUGCUAUUAUGGUCAGACUGCACCUGAUCUCCCUAAGUCCUACAGCUCUUACUUCUCUUUGCCUAGAUCAUACAAGGCUCCUGCCCAGGAAAACGGCAAACACAAUGAAUAUGUCCCCAUGUGCUCUCCUGGCAAGCCUGUCAAUGCUGGACCUGAGUACAGCAGCAGAUGUACUAGUAGCAGCAGCAUCACCUCCACCAACAGGGGGCACAGUAGUUAUACACCCGCCUCUCUCAGCCUGCAAAAUGGGAAUGGGGAAGUGUGUGGAUCGAACCGAAGAGCUGUGAGACCCACCAGACUGUCCCUGGGCAGCCGCAGUAGCAACACAGUACCCCAGACUUCUGAACGAGCCCUGCCACCUGAGCCCCACAGCCCGGGAGAGUAUAUUAACAUCGAUUUUGGAGAGAAGGGCAUUCACACACCAUACUGCCUGUCUGCAGAGGGGUCUCCUCCUUCCCUGGGCUCCAACAGUGACCACAGGCGGUCCCCGCUAAAUGACUACAUGAGCCUGGAUUUGGACGCCCAGUCACCCAAAGCAGCUGAUGUGUCUCUAGCAUGCUCUGCCACCAGAAUGGCCCCGAAUUCCUCUUCCAUUGUAGAUGCUCUCAGAAGCCAGCCUAGCAAUGAUUAUGCUCGGAUGGCUCUCGGGGACACACCUGUCACUGGCGGAGCAGGACGGACUGAUGAUUACACAGAAAUGACCUUUAACCUGGCGCUGACCCCAUCACGGUCAGGUGCCCCACAGGAGCCAGACAGCCUUGAGGCGGUGAGCCCAUCUUCAAUUGUGAAGCGGCUCUGUAUUGUUGAACGGUACCCUGGGCAGAGCAGCUUUCCUAUCCCACCUCCUCCUUCAUCAGCACCCCCCUUUGAACCCAAGGUGAUCCGUGCCGACCCCCAGGGCAGGCGGCGGCACAGCUCGGAGACCUUCUCCUCCUCGCCCAGCAGCUCAGCUAGCAUCGCCCCCGCCAGCGCCCUCCUGACCGACAGCAGCAAGCGGCACAGCUCCGCCUCCUUCGACAGCGUCUGGCUCCGACUGGAGGAGGGACCCGACACCAGUGCAGGGGGUGAGUGCAGCAGCCAGGACGGCAGUGGGAAGAUGUGCAGGAACACCUCGGCUGGCUAUCAGAAUGGCCUCAACUACAUCGCCCUGGACCUGAGGGAGGACCUGAGGAGCUGCGAGCUCUCUGCACCACCCACCUCCCCCUCGCCGCCUCCUCCUGCCGAGAACAGAGCCUAUGCCAGCAUAGACUUCUCCAAGUCGGACAGAAUGAAGGGCGCGCCGAAAGACUGAAAAUCAACCAGAUGAAGAAAUUCACAGCAUCUGGAACAGCCAAGAAUCAAAAUGCAGCAGCAGUUUAAUGCAAGACAAGUUGCCUCACUUCCCCAGCAAUGGGAGGACAAACCUUUUUUUUUUUUUUUUUGGUAUCUUUUAUACCCCUGCAAGCAAAAUCAGCAUCAUCACCAACUAUAACUAUUUAAACUGAACUGGACAUAAAAAAAACAAAAAACAAAAAAAAAACACACUAUUCAUUGAAGCAAGUGUGCUGGCUUAUUUGAAAGAGGUUUUAAAUUAGUCAUGCAAAUGUUGUGGGUUUUGUAGCCCACAAUCAAUUCAGUCCACUAGCUUUGAGUGUGUGUCAAUUUGACAAGGUUUAAAACAGUUCCGUCAGCUUUUAUUCUAGGGCUGUGCACGUAAAUCCAUGUCCCUGUCUAACACAUGGCUCCUGCAGUCUCUAUUACUACAGUCCAAGGAUGCUUGAGGCCGAGAUGACGUUGGGAGCUUCUGUAACCAAUUAUCAGGCUCAGGUGCAGCAUGCCCUGCAUUCCUGAAGCUCUGGACUAAGGGACAGCAGCUACUAAGGGGGCUGGGUAGAGGGUUCUAUACUUGGCCUUGUAAAAUUCACCAUCAGCCAAAAUAUCUGUUACUCUAUCCUGCUUUGAGCGUGUGCCACCUUGAGCUAGGAGCUACCCAAAAACAGCUCGGAAAGGGCAGAUGUUGGGCCAUACUCCCAUGACAUAAUGGCAAGUAACGCACCACACUACAUUUACACAAAGCAUGUGAAUGCUAAUUAAAAGUAUAGUGAAGAAAUGAGCUGCUGCUGUGGAAACUUCCAUACCUUGCGUUACAAAGUAGCCAACAGGAGCCUUGCUCAUAUAAAUUACCUAAUUAUCAAAAUCAAUGGAGCUUUAACAGCAGAAGUCAACAGUUAAACUGGGGUUUCACUGUGUGUACUGAUUCUGGAAAAUAUGUUUUCAGUACAAUUCCAGCUGAAUGCACCAUUCACUAGCAUCCUAAAUAAUGCCACUACUUAUACAGGCUGCUGGCAGAAAUAUAUUAGAAAGCAUAUGCAAAAUCGGCAUCCUCCAGAAAACAUUGUGGAAAACUUUGAAACAUUACCUCACAUACACUUUUGCUGAUAGUUCUCUCAACAGCAAAUUAGUCUCAACAAUUUUAUACCAUGCUUUUUAGUGCAAAAGCUUAUAUUAAAGUUAGUUUGGAUUAGCCACUUUUAUUUACCAAAAUACUUUAGAUUGAAAUAGCCAAAUGCAACUAUAGUACUGUUAAGAGAAAAAAAUAAAUCUUUUAAAAUGCAGAUCAAACCAUUCAGCAUAAUGAACGGGGUUUACCCUUUAUUACAAAACAAAGAUGAGUGAAUCCUUGUUUAGAGUUAUUUAUAAUAAAGGAAGGCAAUAGUUUUUGUUUUCAGAUGCAUGCUUCAUGUCAUUCAUAACGUUAUAAAUAGGUUACACAUUCAGAAGUAACCAUGUUAAGAAAACACACCCUUCAUGUACGUUUCAGCAUUACAACUGCACAAGUCUCUUAGUGUGUUCUUCAGAAUAUUGGUACAAGUAUCAAGUAUCACAGUGGAAACAAAUAAUAAUACGCAGAGCUAGAAAUGUAAUCACUUACAAUCAAUAGAACUCUGGCUCUGGGGGGGUAUUUCUUAAGUUUGUUUUCAUACAUCAAGAUCCUAUUUGUUGUUGUAGUGUGGGCGAGUUGGAAUUCCCUGAGCAUUGCCGCUGCAGCUGUACAGCUGUGUGGUGGAAGGGUGUCUCAGCCCCGCUCCUUAGAGGCAGGCAUGACUCAGAGCAAUGUGUGCUGCGCUCCCACAGGACAGCGUGAAUGGGUAUUCACAUUUUUAUUUGGACUGAGGUUAUAAGGCAGAGGCUGGGAUUUCUGGCCAGCACAUUAUUAAGAAAAGAAAUGACAGGUUUCCUGUACAAAAUCUGUCAUUUCUUGUUAAUGCGCCUGUGAUCAUUAAAAAAAAAAAAAAAAAAACACAUACAAGCGAGAAACACAUAGCAUCCAAACAGUCAUUUAUAUGCAGUACAUUUCCACAUGCACAGCUCACACAGACUGGGGGCAGGUUGAGCUGGAAAAUGAUUGGGAUCAGUGCUGUUUUGAAAACAAAACAAUGAGAAUUGCUGCAGGGUGAAUAAUUCUGGCUGCACACAAUCAGCUGUGAGUUUAUGAAAGGUAUAUGCAAGUUAAGGUACCUCUAAUGCUGGCUUGGAUUUCAAUAAGAUGUGUUUUGCUGUGAUUUUUUUUUUUAAAUAGAAGUCUACACAAUGAGUACUACCUCCCACACAAAAAAACAAACGAAAACAAUAACCUACAGUACUAUUUCACCACAAUCUUCCCAGUCCAGCAUUUCAGAAAAACAAACACUCAGAAGCAUUCUUGGUGACUGAACUGUGGCUUCUAUACUUUUUCAAGACCUCUUUGUUUGACCACAGAGAUAAGAGAAGUUAACAACAUACAGGAACACAUCUGCCUCUAAAGUACCAGGCACCACUUAAUGCAAGACAGGGGGCUUGCGUGGCACACAGAACGAUGAAGGGCAGUCCAGCCGAAAUGGAUGCUUCAAACAUUUGCUCAUGAUAACAGCGUCUGUUUGCAGGGAGAGCUGCAAACACGACAACGAAGGACACAAGGCAAACAAGCUGGAUAGCAAAAGGUUUGCACAGCGGGUGUAGACAAUUUUGUGAUAACUGCUAUGCAAAAUCAAGUUGUGUUUUGUAUGGGACAACAGCAUCGUAUCUGAACUGUGCCAUGCUUGUUUUAGGUGGCGACAGUAUUGUGUUUUGCAGUAUGGGUGAUUUCAAAACGGGGUAAAGUGUUGUAAUUUGUGGAUUAUGACACUCGUCCCGAAUGCAGUGUAUCAGUGAUGGGGUUUUAUGAACUAGCUUUCUUUUCUGAUAGGACUAAAGAGGGACUAACAAGCUUUUCCUUGGGUAUGCCCACAACCAGACAAUUAAUCGGAUAUGAAAUAAUGUGGAUCAAGGCCGACAGAGGGUGAACAUGCCAGCGGUACACAAGUUUGUCAGCAGCUGAACGCCAAAUCCAAUAGAGUAUGGUUAAUAGGAUGCACAAUAAAUGGUUUGAAGACCAACUUUAAAUCAUUUACAGUUCGUGGUACUGAAAAUGCACACUUUGACCUUUACAUUUUCAAAGCCUAGUACUAGGCAGACUGAAUUAUUGAAGCAGUGAAAGUCUAGUGUAACUUCUCACUUUAGCUUUGUAGCUGAAGGUGAUCUAAUGGAAAUCAAACAAUGGUUAUUGUACAUGACUGGGAGAUAUAGAAAGAAAGGGAAUGGGUAUUGAUUUAAAAUGAAGCAGCUGCUCUGGAGGCUUGAUAUAAUUUGUUGAGCCCUUGCCUGGCCUUUGAGUAAAACAAUACAUUGCAAUAGAUGGAUCUGUGUGUGUCUGCCUAGUCAUUGCAAAGUAUUUUGGUGGGUAUGUUGGGUUGUGUUAAGGUACUUUAAUAACACCUAAUCUUAUUUUAAAAAGUCUUCAUUAGCGUUAAACAUAUCGGGUGAGGGUUUUUCUUUUUCCUUUUUUGUUAUGUUUAAUUUUUUGCAUUAAAUUAUGGUGUCGAUUUGUAAACUAAACUUUAAAAAGCUGCCAUUUUGUGGGAUAAAGCACUGAUUUAGAUGAAAGAAAAAAAAAUAACCUCAAACUACUACUACUACAAAGGCUUACAGGUACGGCAUAAAAGAAUAUGCAAUCAUUUUUGUUAUUAAUCUGUGUCUCGUUUACAGAGCAAAACUACUUUGUUUCAGUAUUGUGCCGAAUGGGUAUUUAAGAGUACAAUAAUAAAACACAACAUAUUACUAAAAGAAAAAAAAAAAGUUUUGCAGGUUUCUAAAAGGAUGUUGUUUUUUAUUAUUUUAUUUGCUGCUGUAUAGUAUAAAUAACAAAUGAUGAUGAUGAUGAAUGGAAGGCUGUAUGUUAUGUUUCUUGUACAGUAGAUUUCAUUUGAUAAAUGGACAUUGUUAUUUAGACUGUACAGAUGGAAGUGUACACGGAUGAUAGCUGUUCAUUAGAUUUGCUAUUUCUGCCACAAGGGUGGGUUUUAAAGAGAUGAAACGUGAGCCGUGUAUCUGGCUGCGUCUUCCACUGUACAUAUUGCUGCAAUGUUUCAUGUUAAUUGUGCCCUUGUUGGCAUCGUUGUUUUCUUUUGGGAGACUGGCUUUGGAGCUCUGUAUAGUGUUUAUUUAAAAAUCAGACUUUUUUUGCUUUCCAUAGAGCUACUUGCAAUAAAAUGUGUUAAUGUA
Molecule: messenger RNA, 8085 nt
Organism: Acipenser ruthenus (sterlet)
Lineage: Eukaryota; Metazoa; Chordata; Actinopteri; Acipenseriformes; Acipenseridae
Product: insulin receptor substrate 2-B-like
Exons: 2
Coding region: 242-3817 (1191 amino acids)
Biological process (GO): insulin receptor signaling pathway
Cellular component (GO): plasma membrane; cytosol
Molecular function (GO): insulin receptor binding; phosphatidylinositol 3-kinase binding
Source: RefSeq, a predicted model, not a curated record